This is a messenger RNA of Salmo salar (Atlantic salmon), 6131 nucleotides long. The record is from RefSeq and is a predicted model, not a curated record. Lineage: Eukaryota; Metazoa; Chordata; Actinopteri; Salmoniformes; Salmonidae.
AGAACCGCUUGACUGGACACACUGUAGCUCCCCCGACCCUGUGCAGAGUAAAAGAGAGAGGUAGAGGGAGAGAGGGAGAAGGAGAGAGGGAGAGAGAGGUGGAAGGAGAAGAAACGGGGUAGGCCUCGGCCUAGGUUUUAGGGGAAAGGGUUAUACACUCAAAGAAGAACCCUGUUCUAGGCAUGAAUAGAAUGGACACGGAAACUUUGAGAAUGCACUAUUAUCUAGGCUAUAAUGGCAUGAUGCUGUUUGACUACACGUUGGGCUGCAUGCUGUAGCCAUGUGCCUAUCAAUACAAUGAUGGGGAGAAGUUAUAGAACAAAGGGACUGAAGGUUGUAGAAGCUCAGAUGGUGGUGAGGUGAUUUUCAGUCCUACGGAGAAAGACAAGGACACCACUUCAUUCACCGCUAUGGCCUGUGGGGAGGGAUGGACAUCAUAAAAGAGUAACGAUGAAAACUCGAACUCACAAAGAAUCGAUGCCAAUGCGCAGUGGGCGGAGGCGUGGGGGAAGCAACGAGGAGAGGAGGGGUAGACGCCCGCAUCCCAGCCCUUCUCGUGCAGAACGAAACGACAGGCAGACGCAAAGAGCUGCUGGCGAGGAAUUGGCUGUCAGUCGCUUCAAUCACAGAUCGCAAGGCCAUGAUUCGUCAGAGAGUGAAGGGGAGGAACUUGUGCCUCCACCAAAGAGGCAGAAAGUCCAGGAUUCUUCCUCUGCCACCAACCCACCGACUUCAACUCAUUCAACUGACAGUACUCCCCCACUAUACCGCCCCCACCCUCGGCUCCCAGACAGUCACGUGACAGUGACAACGAGGAUGGCCAAUCCCAGGGCAGCAGGAGCUCAGUUGUAGGGAGCUUGGCCAAUAGCCUGAGCAGUGGGCGGGACAUCGACCAGGACAAUCGAUCUUCCUCCCCGAGUCUCUCUGCCUCCCCUCCAGCCAGUUUAGACUCUGACUCUGAUGGUCCAGACUCACCAAAGCAAGGAGAGGGAGAACGGGAGAAAAGGAAAGAGGGAGGAGUGGGGAAGACAGGAGGAGAGGAAAGGAGAGCAGCCAGAGAGGGGAGAGGGGAUGAGUCUUGCGGAGAUGGUGAAAGGAAGGAUGGAGGAAUGGAGGACAGCCCUUCUCUGAAGCUGCCAUCCUCCAUCUCUUCCUCUGCUCCUGUUCCCUCUCUCUGCGGAGCAGGGGAUUCAGCCAAUGAUAGCAAUAGUGGCAGGAAGUCCUAUUUCUCACAGGACUCCAAGCUGGUGAGCAAGAUGGAGUAUGGACCGGCCAGCGCUGACACUGUGCACAGUGGCAAUCGAAUGAACUCCAAAGCUAAAGCGCAGUGCGUGACCAAGGCAACUGUCGCCGGGGGAGACUAUCCCCACGGCAACCCCAACAUUCCACACCCCCCUCCACCACCCCUUCCUCCUCCACCAGCGCUGAAACCCUUAGAACUAGGGGGGCAGAACCUACCCUCAGAAGUCAAGGUAGAGAGAGAGAAAAUGGAGAAAGGUGAGAAACUGAUGGACAACAAGACGGCUCCUCCCUCUCUGUUACCCCAAACCAGCCCCUUACCCCCCUCCCAGCCCCCGCCCCACCCCCACCACUACAGCCCCACCGGAUGGCAGGGAGGCACAGCAACCGGUUGCCAGGGGAGCUGGGGCUACACCCGUUACUCUGGUAACCACCACUCUCACCAGCCGCAGCACCAACCCCCAGUGCAGCAGCAGCAACUGCCAUCCGUCUACAACCCCCCUUCCUCCCGUCAUUCAUCCUCCUCCCACCCCCCUUACCUCCCCCACCCCCACAAGGAGUACCUCCCCAGGUACGCUUCCGGGGGAGGGGAAAGGGAGAGGGGGGCGGCCGGCGAGAGGGAGAGGGGGGGAGUGAGGGUGGAGUAUGGGGGGAGAGAGAUAGGUAGAGAUUUCUCAGCUAGUAGUGGUGGUAACAGCAGCACUUCUGGUGGGAUGGGGGGUCCUAAUGGGGUCCAAGGGAGGGAGUUUGGGGGUCAGAACCGGGAGUACCAAGGCCUGGGACCUCAGAGCUCUGGGAGAGACCCCCCCAUGGGUCCUGGGGGAAGAGAAUUUGGACCAGGGGGGUUCAGAGAAAGAGAGAGGGAUAGAGAGAGGGAGAGGGAGGGAGAGAGGGAUGUAGGAGGAAGGGAGUUCCCUUUACAGAAUCGUAAUGAGAAUCAGAACAGAGAGUUUGGACCCACCGGUGCUGGGGGAGGAAGGGGGCACCCCAGAGACAAAGAGGGGGGGCGGUGGGGCGAGUUUGGGGGCCAGAUGAGAGAGGCGGGGGGCAAUGUUAACCCCAAUAAUAACCCCCUCCCCCUAGGAAACCCCCCAAGCUCGACCAGUGGGUUACCUGCAGCCCCCAUGCUAAACCGCGACCCCCCUUCCUCACCCCAAAACAACCCCAGCCACCCUACCCUACCCCCCCACCCACAUCCUCAAAGCGCCUCCAAACGAGACUACCCCCCAUCGAUGGACCAGGGACAGACAAGGCACAAUUCCCCCUCUGGACCAGAACACUUCCACAGAGAGUACCCUCCUGGGGCCAAGGACUAUCCCCCUGGUGGCCCACCCUCCACCGGCCCAGCCCAUGAGUACCCCAGCCCUCCCGGAAUGACUCCAAACCUGGGCCGAGACUACCCAGGUGGACCUCAGAUCCCCCACCUGCCCCACCCCCACUUUCCAGCCCAGCAGCCCAGAGACAGGGACCGAGAGAGGGACACCAACCAGCGAGAGUCGUCUCUCUACCAAAACCGUGGCGGUCCCCCCCAACCCCCGUCCCUUUCUCCCUCCUCUUCCUCCUCUACUCCUCAUGGACACCCUCCGAAUGCUCCUUACCCUCCUCCUCCACCUCCUCCCCCUCUCCCCCCUCCCCAAACCUCCCUCGCUCAGCCCCAACCCCCCUCCGGCCUGGGACCCAAUCACGUUCGUCCGGCAAAUUACCCUUCCUCCAAUCAGACUCCUGCAACACCCCUCUCUCCUUUACUAAACCCCUCGACCAAUCAGAUGGGAGGGUUUCCUUCCUACCCUCCAGGCUCCUCCUCUGGGGCCAACAUGUCACUUCCUGGUUCAGGUGUGUCACCUGGCUGUCGGCCCUCACCUUUUCACAGCACUUUGAACAGCCACGCCCCCUUCAGCGGCCCCUACCACCCCAAUGGGAACAGUGGGAACAACCUGGUCCCGACUAACAGCAAUAGUAACAGUAGCAGUGGCAGCAGCCAUACCAACUCUCUCUCUCAGUCCCUCUCACCUCAAAACGCCUCAAAAGGACCCCCACCUCUUAGUAACCCCGGCAACAACAAUGGCACUUCGGCCCCUGGCUGUAGCUCCUCGCUUCCUAGAGAUGGGCAUUCUGAUUCGUCCACAGGUCCACCUCCCCCACCUGUCAUCAAGGAGGAACCAAUAGAGGAGAGGGAGGAGAGUGAAAGCCCACCUCCUGUUUUGAGAAGUCCCUCCCCUGAGCCCAAGCCGGUGGACAUUCCGAUCCACGCCAGCCAAUCAGCACGGUUCCACAGGGUUCUAGAUCGGGGCAGUGGAAACUCCUGCGCCCGCAGCGACGUUCUCUUCGUCCCCCUGGACGGCUCCAAACUGUGGAAGAAGAGGAACGAGGUGAUCGAGAGAGCCCGGAGAGAGGUGGAGCAGAGGGCCAGAGACCUGAGGGAGAAAGAGCGGGAACGAGAGAGGGAGAGAGAGAGGGAGCGGGACCUGGAGAGGCAUCUACAACAACAGAAGGACAAUAACAAUGCAAAUAUACAACGCCAGGGAUCCUCUCUCUUCUUCCCCUCCUCCUCCUCCAUCCUCCUCGACCCUAACUCCUCUUCUAACCCUGGGUCUCACCCUCAAUCUCACCCCCAGCAGCACCACUCCCACCCUCACCCCCACGCUCACCUCCACCCCUCCCACCUCCAUCCCUCCCUCUCUCAACACAUCCCACACUCCCUCCUCAUGCAAUCAAUGGGGGGUUCAACGGUGGUUGGCCCACAGGGGGCUCUGGGGAUCGGGUUAGGAGGGCCGUAUCUGGGCCCUGACACCCCGGCACUGCGGACCCUGAGCGAGUAUGCCCGGCCCCACGCCAUGUCCCCUCUCGGGGCUAGUCGCCAACACCAACACCCGCAUGUCCACCAUCAUGGCCACCCUCAUGGCCACCCCCAUGUCCACCCCUCCUUCUUCCUCCCCCAGUUCCAGAACCAUGCCCUGGCCCACCCACAUCACAUGCCUGCUGAUGCAGCCACAGCGGCAGCCAUCUUGGGUUUCCUCUAUGGUGGCAGUAUGGAGGGAGGGCCAGGGGGGCAUGGAGGAGGACAUGGGGGGAUGGGGGGUGCAGGGUUAGGGGGGAUGGGGUUUCCCCAUGCAGUGGCAGCCCACCGUGAGCGCAUGAAGCCGGGGUUUGAGUUUAAGAGUGAGGACAGGGUGUACCAGCCGGGCACCUUGGGAGAUCCUACGGCUCUCGCCUCGCCCACUCCCACUCGCAUGCCCACGCACACGCUCAUGCACAUGCUCACUCCCUACUGCUGGGGGAGGGGUGGAGUCCCUCUCCAACCCUCCCCCUUCUCCCUGCUUCCUCCCUCGCUCCCCUCUCACCCUGCACCUGCACCAGCCCCUCCACCCCCGGCCCCCGCAGCUGCACCUCUGCCCGCUCCUCCUCCACCCUCCUCCAACCCUGUUUCAUCCCUCCAUCACUCCUUUCCCAGCUCCCUCCCCCCAUCUCACCCCCCACCUGCCCCCGCCCCGGUGACCGCCCCUCCUGAGACCUACCCCCCUCCCACUCGCUCCCCCACCACCUCUGAGAGAGAGAGGAGUGGAGAGAGGGAGAGAGAAAGAGAGCGAGACAGAGCGGGGCUGCCAGCCGGUGGAGAGAGGGGACGAGAGAGGGAGAGGGAGCGAGAGAGAGAAAGAGAAAGAGGGGGAAGCAAUGGAAGUGGAGGAAGUGGUGGAAGUGGCGGAGGAGGAACAGGAGGAGGAGAGAUUCCGGGGCGUCUUCAGAUGUUGAACGUCACGCCUCAUCAUCACCAGCACUCACACAUCCACUCCCACCUGCACCUGCACCAGCAAGACACAGCGGCGGGCGGGGUGCACCCCCUGAUGGACCCGUUGGCGUCGGGGUCUCCCCUGGCCCGCCUGCCCUACCCAGGGGCAACGCUGGGCACCCCCAUCCUGGCACACCCCCUCACUGAAAGCGAGGUGCUACGACAACAGCUCUUCGGCGCUCCGUUCCGUGAGCUGCCCCAGCCCUCCUCUCUGACAGGUUCCAUGUCAGCGGCCCACCAGCUCCAGGCCAUGCAGCAGGCCCAGAGCGCAGAGCUGCAGAUCCAGAGACUGGCCCUGGAACAGCAGUGGAUCCACCACCACCACUCCCUCACCCAGGACGAGUACUACAGCCACUUAAAGAAGGAAAGCGACAAGACCCUGUAAGGGAGGAAAAGAGAGGGGGAACAAGCCCACGGAUGACAAACCCACAGGAGGAAGAAAGGAGAGAAAUAUCUGCAAAGGAAGAAGAAAACAACAAAACAGAAGCACUAAAACAAUGAAGGAAGCAUCAUACUGUAGGAACCUGAAGAGAAAUGAACGGAUUGAGAAACCUGAUGAAAAAAGGGAGAGAGAAGUGAAAACGUUGCUCACAGUCUGUGUUGUCUGUACUAUACCAUAGCCCCAGACUCUGGGUGCAUCACAGCGUAUGUUGUACGACUCCAGUCAGUUUUGUAUUGUGCCCUGUAUGGUAUACUAGGUGGGAGCAGCAAUAUAAUACAGUACAGUCUGGUGUAAAUGACCUUAUGCCAGGAAGAAUGUGUACAUGAGGCUCUCUUUUAUGUCAUUGCAUGUAGCUAGGCGCUUAUUGUGAACUGGUUGAACUCCUGGUUCUAUUUUUAGUAAUCGCCCUCUCUUUCCUAACAGAUGGGUGGUGUGUGAGUAUGCAUGAGAUCAGCGAUUAAGAAGUGUCAUAUUAUGUUAACGAUUAAUAGUAUUGUUAUUAUUAUUCAUGUCUGUUUGUUGAUAAUUCUAUAUACAUAUUAUUUGUAUUGUUAUUUUAUUUUAUUACAUUUUCAUGGUAUGGCGGUUUCUUUAGUUUUUUAUUGUGAAACGAGAUGCAAAUGAAGGAAAAAGAUAAACUACAUAAUUUUUUGGGGGAAAAUA